GCUGAGCAGCUCACACACACCACCACCAUCCGUCAUCACAGCACGCCCAACCGAGCUUCCGUUUCAGCAACACGAUCAUUCAAGUCGCAACUUCCCCAUCCCCAUCAUCCCCCACCCCCCAAUACCAGCCAGCCAGUCAAGUGCCGUUGCAUUGCCGCAACCCUCAUUAAGCAACCAACAAGCAGGUGAGCAGUGCGAGCCAGCGACAGCCGCAACCGGCACAUGCCCACGUGUUCUGGCUGGCAGGACUGCCAGAAAUUUCUUCUUCUGUGUAUUUUUUCACACACUCACGCCGCUCGCACCCCCCAGGCCGAGGGAUCAUUUUUCGUGCAUCCCCAUCAUCACCAAAUCAUCAGCCUGACCGCUUUGCACCCAUCCACCAAGCUCGUGACUACCACCGAGACUACGUUCCACGAUCACAGCUCAAUCCGAUUCUGUGCUCCAACAAUACCGCUCUCUUCUCUGUGUCGAUCCUUUCGUCUUCCCCAUUGUUCCAACAGCAAACCAUGUACAGCGUUGCAACCGCAAGCAGAGCCACACCUGCCGCUGUCGCGGCUGUUGCUGCAGCAAGACCUGUGGUGCUGGCUGCCUCUAGCCACGCACGCCACAAGCGCAGCGUGUCUUCCACCACACCAGCAGGACACGCCGCAGCCGGCUUGGGCGUCGGCAACAUUCGAAGCGGCCUUGAGGCUGUGCAUCGUGUCGAGGUGCCAUGCCCAACAUACCUCAAGAACCCAAAGACGUGUGCGGUGAUUGGCGCGCCCCUGAGCUUUGGCCAGCCCUUUGACGGCGUGCAGCGCGGGCCCACCGCCCUGCGCGAGGCGGGCCUGCUAGACGGCAUCAUGAAGCUCGGCUGGCGCGUUACGGAGCGCGGCGAUCUCGACUUUGGUGCCGCCGGCGCCGACGCUGCCGAGUACGCCGGCCCGGGCAACUGCAAACUUGCACAGGCCGUCGGUGCAGCCAACGAGAAGAUUUACCGCGCCACAAGCGAGAGCGCAGAGCAAGGCAAGUUUGUGCUGACGCUGGGCGGUGACCACUCGCUGGCCACGGGCACACUGGCCGGCGCCCUCUCGGUGCGCCCGGACGUCGGCGUGCUCUGGAUCGACGCCCACGCCGACAUCAACAUCCCAGAGACGUCGCCGAGCGGCAACAUGCACGGCAUGCCACUUGGGCUGGUUGCCGGCCUUUGCGACUGCAAGACCAUCCCGGGCCACGCCUGGCUCGCAGAUGUCCCGAAGCUCGACCUCAACAACCUUGUGUAUGUUGGGCUGCGCGAUCUUGACAUUGCUGAGCGCGCGCUGAUCCGCUCGCACAACAUCAAGGCGUUUACCAUGUACCACGUGGACAAGUAUGGCAUCGGCAAGGUCAUGGAGAUGGCUCUCGACCACCUCGACAAGCGGCCCAUCCAUCUCAGCUACGACAUUGACGCCUGCGACCCAGUGAUUGCUCCGUCGACGGGCACGGCUGUGCGUGGCGGGCUGUCGUAUCGGGAGGCGCACUUUGUUGCGGAGGCCGCGGCGGAGACCGGCAGUCUUGUCUCCAUGGACCUCGUCGAAGUCAACCCGCUCCUCAAGGGCGAGGAGGCGUUUGGCAUUUCCCUUGGCGAGGAGACUGUUGAGCUCGGCAUGGCCAUUGCCACCUCCGCCCUCGGCAACCGCAUCCUCUAAGCAUCUUCCCUCCCCGGACGAAAUACCACCAUCACCACGCAUGUGUCCCGACGCGUGCUGCUUUGCUGUUGACACCACAUAACUUUGACUCGACCCCCCCCCUCCCGCUCCUCGAACGCACCAUUAACGCACCAUUGCAUCGUUGUGAAGUCCAAUCCGCCCCGCAGUCAUUUCCAGCCUGUUUCUGCGCUGUGAUGUUACGUUGCGUUACUCGCACCGCUGCUGUCGUGGAGUACCUGCAUGCAAAAGAAAGACGGCAUGCGUCGUCGCUGUUGUUUGUUUGAAGUCCCGGGAUUUGUCUUCUUUCUUCUUCCCCUCCUUUCUUCAUUUCUCUCUCUUCUUUCUUCUUCUGCCAUCACUCAUCUGCUCGCUCCCUCACCUUUCUUUCCCUGUCUCUCUUCCUCCUUAGUCUCUUACUCGUUCGCAUCGUUCUAAACGGCACCGUCUCGUAUGUGUUUGUCUGUGUGUCUGUGUGUCUGUUUCAGUGUAUCAGGCUCUUAGGUUUGCUUCCCCUCAACACAUAAACAACGUUGCACUCAGA
Molecule: messenger RNA, 2208 nt
Organism: Salpingoeca rosetta
Lineage: Eukaryota; Choanoflagellata; Craspedida; Salpingoecidae
Product: arginase
Exons: 8
Coding region: 507-1667 (386 amino acids)
Cellular component (GO): cytosol; cytoplasm; nucleus
Molecular function (GO): manganese ion binding; arginase activity
Source: RefSeq, a predicted model, not a curated record